ACAAAACCUUUACCGGAAAAAAGAUGCAAUAAGAAGAGGAAGUAGAAAAUUGAGAAAUAACAAGAAAGGCAAUAAAUAGGGUGCAUAGCAGAUUCUCUCUUGCUCUCGCUCCUCUGCCCUCACUCCUGGAAAGGCAGUAUCUGUUUAGUUUUGCGUCUAAAUUUAAACCUUGAUUGCUUUGUCUCCCUAAACACCCGCUCUCCCCACCCUCCCUUCCUCUCCUCCCCCUGCCCCCCUCCCAGUCUUUACUGCAGGCCACAUAGGACUCUUGACAGUUUCUAAGCUGAGCUGGAACUUGGAUUUUAACACUCCCAAGCAGUCUGUUCUUCUUUUUUUCUUUCCUUGCCUGUGUCAGAAGCUUUGAACAGAGGAAAUAAGGAAAAAACAAACUAACAAACAAAGAACGGGAUGGGGGAAGAAAUACUUCCCAAGACCAUCCCACACCUGCACAACAGAGAGGACAAACCGUCAGAGACCAGGAUGAUGGUGGAAAAGCACACAACUCCAUCUGUGGCACAGCUAGCAGGAAAAUUCCAAGAGCUACCAUCACUUUCUGGAAAGGAGAUCCCAGCUACUAAACCAACACGCAGAAAGCCACCUUGUUCUCUUCCCCUGCACACGAAUAAGAUAGAGCUAGGACAGAAUGGUGAGCUAAAGCCGUCCCCGAAUGCUUCUUGUCCUGUAAGGAUAAAGCCCAAAAGCUCUCCUCUCAUUGAAAAAAUGCAGGCCAAUUUGGCACUUGCUCCAACUUCCAUGCUGUCAGGAGCUUCUCCUAAAAGCCCUGGGCUAAAGGCAAUGGUGUUUCCAUUUAACAGUCCACCACCUACCCCUGUCAGCCCACAGACUCAUUCAAGUAAUCCUGAUGAAUCUCCAGUUAGUUUUGAUCAACCACCAGAAGGCAUUCAUCUUCAGUUUUAUAAUAAGGUAAGGACACGAGGAUCAAUAAAACGUAGACCACCUUCUAGAAGGUUUCGAAAAUCACAAUCAGAAUAUGGAGAUGACCUAGAUAUAGGGGUGACAGUUUCACCUCAAGAAAAUGGUUCCAAAGCUGAGGAGGAGGAGGAGGAGGUAGGUGUGUUUAUGGACAAGAAUAAAACUAUGAAGCCCUCACUUGCCCCUGUAAGUGGCAUAGACCAUCAGGAGAAACAAGAUCAGGUAGCUUCUGAUGAAAAAUCCCUAUCUGAUCUAGGAACUGGUAGAUCAGAAAACAAGGAGCAAGAAGUAGAUACAGAAAAAGUAACAAAAUUCAAAGAUAGCCAAGAAGUGGAUACAGAAAAAGUAACAAAAUUCAAAGGCAGCCAAGAAGUGGAUACAGAAAAAGUAACAAAAAACAAAGACAGCCAGGAAGAGAAGACAUACCAGAACCUUUCGGAGGAGAAGCCAACUGAGACUGUGAACAAUGACAAAGAGAAGAAUCCAGAUGUUGAUACUGCAGAAGAUACAAAAAGAAAACCAUGGAAGUGCAAUGCUUCUGACCUGGAAAACACUUAUAAAGAAAAGAGGGGGGAAAAAAUAAAUGGAAGUGAAGAUUCACAGCAGGAAUCAAAUAUAGAAGAUACUGGGACUUCACAACCUGCUAUAGACAUGAAACUAUUCUGAACCCCAGGAAAUGGUACUACUAUAAUUACUAAGCCCAUGAUAAAUUGGAAACCAAUUAUUAGAGUUCCCAUUUCAGUGCUUGCUUAUAAAAGAGAACAGACUAUUUCUUAAAUGAAAACACCAAAGAAACCUGAAUUACUACUCUUUGCUGAGGCAAAUCAGAUCAUCUGGGAUGGACAGCAGCCUUACCAAGCUCUUUAAGUUUCUCAAGCUUGGGGACAGGCCAAAAGCAGAUUUUGGAGAUUGUCCUCUAUUGAAUGGAGGAUUGCAACAGCUGCUGAGUGUUGUUGUUGUUCUUGUUUAAUGGAAAGAACUAUGAUGCAUAUUAAUUACACUUUCUGAUUAAAGUUGAUAUUUUGACAUAUUUUCUGGCCUGUAAACUGUAAUUAUCCUACAUGCAUAUUCAUUAUACCAGUGUUUCUCAACCUUGGCAACUUUAAGUUAUGUGGACUUCAACUCCCAGAAUUCCUCAGCCAGCCAGACCAGCUAGGGAAUUCUGGGAACUGAAGUCCACAUAUCUUAAAGUUGCCAAGGUUGAGAAACACUGCAUUAUACGGUCAUCCACAGGGCCAUAAAAAACCAAUCCCUUCUGGUUUGCUUAGUGGCUAUGGAAUAAUUUGUAUAUGUGGUAAAGGAGGAAAAAAAUCUGAUUUGCUACAACAAACCAUACCUUCUGAGUUUUUCUGAGUUUGCUGUUAAACACAGGAGAAAGCUAUGGCUGGAUUCAGCAAUGUAGUAAUCAUAAAUAGAUUUAGCCACAUUAUUGCUAAGCCAUUUGAUUAAUAGACCAUGGCUUAUGGCUUAGCAUGUGCAAACUCAGCCAGUAUGGCUUAUUUAGCAAACAAUAGAUAAAUAAACCAUAGCUUGGUAUGAUGUGUGUAUUAAAUUUGUGGAUAUUUUUAUACAUGAAUGUUACAUUAACUUUGAGCCUCUUGUGCUAUUUAUCUAAUUCCCAUAUAUUUAAAAUGUAGAAGAGUUAUUUAUAAUGUAAAUUAGAGUUCUUCCUGAUGUCUUUUAAAAAACGUAUUACUGAAUUGAAUGAAGCAAUAACUUCUUUAAAUCUCACAUGCUAAAAUAUCCCACAUCUUGCAGAAGUCUGCUCUUCUCUUUAAAGAUGCCAGCUCUGGCAAUUGCUUAAGUAGACAUCCAAUUAUUUUAGGAAAUAGGAAUAGAAUCGAAAUAGAAAUAGGAAGCACUAGAUCAUGCCCCCUGUUACAUGGACCUGUUUUUAGAAAAGCAGCUCCUAGUCAAACAUGAGAUCUGUAAGAAAUAGAUCUGGAGAGAAAACAUAUAAUCAAUAAAUUAGGGAGCAACAAGUUAAAUAUAUCUCAAUUUGCUGUUUACCUGUGCAUUUCUGAACGUCACACAGUUCUGCUUGGGGUCACUAAGGGAUGAAAGCAUAUACUUACUAAUAUGAAUACUGUAGGUGAAGCUAAUUGGAAGGAAAUCGUUUGCUAUGCUGCCUCAGAACUUUGCCUAGGUCUGCAAAUACUGUAUUGCCCAUACAUUAUACGUUUCACAGAAAAGUGAACAUGGAGCAGUGGUCUAAAGAAAGCACAGCAUCAUUUUCUGAAUCGCAAGAACAUCACUGUAUUGCAGCAAGCAGGGAGAUUUGAGAAACAAUGUUCCCAAACUGUGAUUUGCAGAUGACCUUCUAAAAAACAGAAUGGCUUCUAACUGAAGGAGCUAGAUAAUUUUGUUUUGUUUUUUUAACACGACUAAAGUCUCAGUAUUAUCAUAGCGCAUGGUGCUCAUCUCAGAAGACAGCACACUGUAAACUGUUAUCUCUUCCAAAAAGCUUUCUUCAACAGAAACAUGCAGUAGUUUCAAAAACAGUCAUAAAGCUUCAGGACAUAAUAUGGUAUAUUAAAGAAGAAUAGUUUUGCAAUUGAAGAAGUCCAUUUAUACUAAAUGGCCAGUUUAAUGCUCUGUGAAUUUCUCAAGUAGGUAUGAUGGAGAUAAUAGAUUCUUGUUGAUUGUACCAUUAAUCUAGUAUGUACUACUUUCUGGUUGUCAUGGAAAAUAGUAAUUGAUAUUUUAUAUUAAUUAAUAUUUAUGUAACCUAUGCAUCAUGACAUUCUGCAAAAUGAAUUUUCUUAUGUAAUUAUGAUUUGUGUAAAAUAUUUUUGUUGUUCAUCUUAAAUGAUAUUGUGCAUUCAUUUAUUAUUUGGUCCAGACAUCUAACAUUUCCAGACAGAGAAUGUUUCUUUCUGUCUGUUCUUUUCCCAUACAGCAAAGAUACAUCCCAUGUUGAUGGUCCAUUGUUUUGUUCACUGCUUUUAUAGAACAAUAGAUGUAGAUGGAAUGGCUGGAUUAAUUUUUUUCUUGCUUCCAUAUUCAUAAUAGAUGCACUGCUGGCUGUGCCUUGGCUAAAUCAUGAACCUGAUGAACACUGUAGAGUUCUUUGUGUUUGUUUUAUUAAACCAUCUCAGAUAGUAAAA
This is a messenger RNA of Candoia aspera, 4040 nucleotides long. RefSeq names its product RCSD domain containing 1 (gene RCSD1). The record is from RefSeq and is a predicted model, not a curated record. The transcript has 6 exons. NCBI's taxonomy places the organism in Eukaryota, Metazoa, Chordata, Lepidosauria, Squamata, Candoiidae. Bases 409 to 1599 code for a protein of 396 amino acids.